Messenger RNA from Scutellospora calospora, 170 nucleotides. The record is from the annotation of a GenBank genome assembly. NCBI's taxonomy places the organism in Eukaryota, Fungi, Glomeromycota, Glomeromycetes, Diversisporales, Gigasporaceae.
AUGCAACUUUCUACACCAAUUCCGUAUCUGCAACCUUCUACAUCAAUUUCUUUACCUUCGCAAGCUUUUUCUAACCUAAAUUCAAAUCCUACCUUUACUUAUACUAAGAAAAGAUCAUCAAAGGCUGAGGUUAAAUCGCUUAAUCUUAGGGUUGACCAGUUGGAAGCAGA